AUGGCUUAUAAACUCCAAAAACAUUUGGAGGAGUAUGUGGAAUUCAUGAUUUUUGAAAAGUCCCCGGAUUUGGGUGGGACCUGGUAUGAGAAUCGGUACCCAGGCUGUGCCUGUGAUGUGCCCAGUCACGUUUACCAGUUCUCAUUUGCACCCAAUCCUGACUGGUCUGAGUUCUAUGCAUCUUCGACUGAGAUUCAGAACUACCUGAAAAAUGUUGCAAAGCACUUUGAUCUGGAACGUUAUAUUCAUUACAACUGCGAAGUGACAAGCGCCACGUGGGACGAGACCAAGGCAACUUGGGCUGUAGAUAUUAAAGAUUACGGGACAGUUGAGAGUGAGAUUCUCAUCAACGCUGGCGGCAUUCUGCACCAUCCACAGAUGCCAACAAUCAGCGGGCUGUCAUCUUUCGAGGGUCCCUUGCUGCACACUGCUCGCUGGGAUUCAGCUAUCGAUUUGAAGGGUAAACGUGUCGCAAUUAUCGGGGCAGGCGCUAGUGCCGUGCAACUACUUCCCAAAAUCCAGCCUCUCUGCGAGGACGUUGACAUCUACAUCCGCACUCCGUCGUGGAUAUGUCCACCAGCUGGGCAGCAAGCGUCUGACAACAAGAAUCCGCAGUACAGUGAAGACGACAAACAAGGAUUCCGUCAGAAUCGAGAUUCUUAUUUAGAGAUGCGCAAAGGCCUCGAAAGCCCGUUUAACUCAAACUUCAAAGCAUUCAUCAAAGGGAGCCUCGAGCAAACAGGGCUUCGGAAGAAGUUCGAAGUACGCAUGAAAGAGCUUAUUCAUGAUGAAUACCUGCAGUCAAAGUUCAUUCCAACAUUUGAGGUCGGAUGCCGGAGGACCAAUCCUGGUGAAGCAUAUCUCCUGGCACUCCAGGAGGGGAAUGUUCAUCCAAUUUUUGAUCCAAUCUCAGAAAUCGUCAAGGAAGGUGUUACAACCGAGAUAGAAAACGGCUCUCGGGUGAUACGUGAAGUAGACGUGCUCAUCGCCGCAACGGGAUUCAACACCAGCUUCAAGCCAAGAUUUCCUAUUAUUGGCCGAGACUCAAUGAACCUUCAAGAUAAAUGGAGCUCGGAUCCCGUUUCAUAUCUCGGCACGGGGGUCUCAGGCUUCCCCAAUUACCUGAUGUUUCUGGGUCCCAAUACUCCUAUAUCAAAUGGCAGUUUAAUGGGUCCGUUGGAAGCCACUAGUGACUAUUUCAUCCGCAUUUUACGAAAGCUCAUACGUGAGCGCGUGCGCUCGUUCGAAAUCCGCCAAGAGGUCGAGCAAGAUUUCGAUUGCCAUACAGUGGAGUUGAUGAGAGACAUGGUUUGGACAGGAUCUUGCCGUAGCUGGUUCAAACCUACCAACGGGAAAGUGACUGCUCUGUACCCGGGGAGCUCUCUACAUUACAUGCAGACUCUCUCAGAAAACCGCUGGGAGGAUUACAUUUGGACUUACCAAGGCCGUACUCGGUUUGAAUACUGGGGAGCUGGACUAUCGUGGAUCGAAGAGCCAGAGCGAGAUCCAUUGGGAAUGGCCGAACGAGAGACUUUUGCCCAGACGACAUCUGUUCCAAAGAAGGGCUCAGAUCAUAGCUUUUAUAUUUGGGAUGGUGAGCCAUUACCAAGCAAAAGUGGGCGUUCCAAGGGAAAUGAGGCUUCUCUCUUGACUUUAUCUCACGAGUUUUGA
Molecule: messenger RNA, 1671 nt
Organism: Penicillium arizonense
Lineage: Eukaryota; Fungi; Ascomycota; Eurotiomycetes; Eurotiales; Aspergillaceae
Product: flavin-containing monooxygenase
Exons: 7
Coding region: 1-1671 (556 amino acids)
Molecular function (GO): flavin adenine dinucleotide binding; NADP binding; N,N-dimethylaniline monooxygenase activity
Source: RefSeq, a predicted model, not a curated record